AUGGCUCUGCCAUGUGGACUAGUCAAACAAUCCCCCGGUUGGAUUGUUUCCCCGGGGAGACUCUGCCAAAUUUUUGGUAGAAAGUCUCGGUCUUUAGUAAGUGGGCCCGGCAUCGGGGUGAUGUCGGAAUUUAGGCGGGGUCCGUCCCGGUUUCCAAGAAGAUUCGGGGCGGGUCCUAUCAUCGGCAGCUCAGCAAGAGAGUAG
Prunus armeniaca (apricot) is the source of this 204-nucleotide messenger RNA. NCBI's taxonomy places the organism in Eukaryota, Viridiplantae, Streptophyta, Magnoliopsida, Rosales, Rosaceae. The record is from the annotation of a GenBank genome assembly.